UCGUCAAGUGCGAGUCUCCUACUGUUUCGUAUUUUUCAGUGAGUGAGUCAAACCGGAAGUUCACUCCAUUUGUAAAGAAAACUAGCGAAUAUUUCGAUAGGGUUAAAGAUGUCUCAGCUAUCAGAGGACCAGCUUUCAGAAGUUCAGGAAACAUUUAACCUCUUUGACCAGAGAGGAGAUGGCAAAAUUGCUGCGUGUCAGUUAGGAGAUGUUCUUCGAGCACUAGGACAAAACCCAACAGAGAUUGAAGUGAAGAAAUGUGGCUAUGCAAAUAACCCAGAUGCCAGAAUCUCGUUUGAAGUCUUUAUUCCGAUACUGCAAACCAUCAGCAAGAACAGGGACCAUGCAACAUUUGAUGAUUUUGUAGAAGGACUUAAAAUGUUUGACAAAGAUCAGAAUGGCUUCAUCACAUCUGCAGAGCUGCGACAUAUCCUCACAUCUCUAGGAGACAGGCUAUCAGAUGAGGAUGUAGACCAAUUAUUUCAAGGCAUGGAGGAUUCUCAGGGCAAUGUCAAUUAUGAAGGUAUGGAAAGAUCAAUACACAUUUAUGCAAAACAAAUGGUAACUGAUGAUAUAGGCACUAAGUAUGUCAUUCAAUAUGUAGAAGGCAGCCUGGUGGAUAGGUUGCAACUUUUCAUCAAACUUGGAAAUUUUGCCAAUACAUGUUGUGAAUUAUGUAAUGGGUAAUUAGGAUUUCCUGUAGGUCCCAGUUAACCAAUCUUUUUUGCUGUAUGUCUGUUCAUCUAUCAUUAAAAAAAAAUACAAGUCUGCAUAUAAAUGUACACAAUCUGUAACAAAUGUCGGAUCCAAAGAGAUUUUGGAGUGCCAUUGCUCACACUAUAUACCUGUAUUUCAUAAGCUCAUUAAGGUCAUUGGAAAGCUAAAACACCCAGGGUUAGACCAUGGAGUUUUGUUUUUUUUAGUUCACCUGAGCCAAAGUUCUGAUCAAAAUUUGUCCAUUGGCGUUGGUGUAAACUUUUCACAUUUUCAACUUCUUCUCCAGAACCACUGGACCAAUUUCAACCAAACUUGGCAGAACGCAUCCAUGGAUGAAGGGCUUUCAAGUUUGUUCUAAUGAAGGGCCAUGCCCCCUUCAAGGGGGAGAUAAUCAGAAAAAUCCAAAAAUAGGGUGGGGUCAUUUAAAAAUCUUCUCAAGAACCACUGGGCCAGAAGAGCUGAAAUUUACAUGGAAGUUUACUGACAUAGUACAGAUUCAAGUUUUUAUAAAUCAUGACCCCUGGAGGUAGGAUGGGGCCACAAUAGAGGAUCAAAGUUUUACAUACAAAUAUAUAGAAAAAAAACAAACUUUAAAAAUCUUCUUCUCAAGAACCAUUGGGCCAAAGAAGUUUACAUUUGCAUGAAAGCUUCCCGACAUUGUGCAGGUUCAAGUUUGUUAAAAUCAUGGCCCCUGGGGGUAGGAUGGGGCCACAAUAGGGGAUAAAUUUUUUACAUACAAAUAUAUAGGGAGAAAAUCUUUAAAAAUCUUCUUAAGAACCACUGAGCUUGGAAAGUACAAAUUUACAUGAAAGCUUCCUGACAUAGUGCAGAUUCAAGUUUGUUAAAUCAUGGACCCCAGGGGUAGGAUGGGGCCACAAUAGGGGAUCAAAGUUUUACAUACUAAUAUAUAUAGAGAAAAUCUUCUCAAGAACCAUUGGGCCAAAAAAGUUUACAUUUACAUGAAAUCUUCCUGACAUAAGGCAGAUUAAAGUUUGUAAAAAUCAUGGCCCCUGGGGGUAGGUUGGGGCCACAAUAGGGAUCAAAGUUUUACAUGCGAAUAUGUAUGGAAAAUCUUUAGAUAUGGGCCAAGGUGACUCAGGUGAGCGAUGUGGCCCUUGGGCCUCUUGUUUUUGAGGUAUGGUUUAUCCUGUUGACUGUCAUUUGACACCUUAUGACUCAGAUCAAGAAUGUUUAAGCAAGUGCAUCCUUGCUGAGAUAAUUGAUGAACUAUGAACAAAUUUUAAGACAGUUUUAUCAAGUAAUAAUAGCUUUUUGUCAUGGAAAAAGACUCUUAAAGAAGAAACUAUGUGGUGCAAGAUAAUUCUCUCUUUUAGUAGCAGGCCUGCUCCAUAGAAAAAAAUGUAGCCUAGCCCAUGUAUUUAAUAUGAAGUGUAUAGUAAAUUCAGCUUAUUUUGAUCAUUAAGUGAUGCAAACAAAAAUUCUUUCAAUACACAUUUAUGAAAAUAAAUGAUAAAAUAAUUUCUAUUGAAACUUGUACUUUUCUGUUUUAUAGAAUUCAUCAAAAUGGUUAUGAAUGGUUGAAGAGGAAUUAACACAGCAGUUCAAAAGCUACACAAUUUAUAAUCACUAAUAUUCCAAUCAUCAUAUGAUAAUUGUAUAUUCUUAGCUUUUGUGAUGAAACCUUUUUUUUUUCUUUUUUCUUUUUUUUUUUUGGAAAGAAACUUGUUUUGAUGAGAAAGUGAAGUCAAUUUAAGUGCAGACAUUACUUCCAAUAUUUAAGGACCAAAGUUUGUAUUUUUAAAAAGUGUUAUCCUAUACAUGUGUAUGUACAAUGUUUAUUGUUAAUGCAUUGUAUGCAAUUUGUAAUAAAUAUUUAAGAAGUGCUUCAUUUACA
Molecule: messenger RNA, 2572 nt
Organism: Ostrea edulis (European flat oyster)
Lineage: Eukaryota; Metazoa; Mollusca; Bivalvia; Ostreida; Ostreidae
Product: myosin-2 essential light chain-like
Exons: 5
Coding region: 109-687 (192 amino acids)
Cellular component (GO): myosin II complex
Molecular function (GO): calcium ion binding
Source: RefSeq, a predicted model, not a curated record